GUUUUUGAACCGUAUAAAUAUUGAUUUUCAUCUAAAUUUUCUUUUAGUUACACGACAGUCGUUGCGGUCUUAAUUUUACAUUUAACUGGCAUUUCACAUUUGUUAAGCAAAAACGAGGAAAGAAAACAUAUUUAACGUGAUUUUCGUGACAAGCACUUUUUUUUGCUGUAAUCGGAAGUUUAUUCUGGGAAUGUGAUCAAAAUGCAUGAAAUUUGUGUUAAAGUACUUUUUUUGUGGUGUCUUUCAUACUGUGUCACACUAUCACACACGACUUCGGAGAGUUUUGUGAAAUUCAAGCGCGGACUCGAAUUUGGCGAUGUGAGUUACAGUUAUGCGCAUACUGACUUCAGUGAUCGCAGCGGUUCGAAUGUGAAAACGACGACAGUGGUUCGACGCAUCGGUUCGCCAAAAAUUAACGAUAAAAUCCCGGAAAACAUGAUAAAAAUGCCGGGCGGGCAUACUGUGCAAUAUUGGCCUGCGGAUAUGGAUCCCGCGUUGCAAAUCAAAAUAAAAACUCCCCUCAAAAAUGUCAUGAACGAAGAAAAUUACGGUCAUUACACGGCUUAUACGACAAAUCAUGAUGACCAUUGGCCCCCGAAGGGUGACGCGAAAAAAGGUGACGAAAUGAAAAUUGUCUACAAGUCGCCCAACAAGAAGGAAAAUAGCUUGAAAAAGAUGCCCGAAAUGGAAAGUAAGCCAGUUCCCAUGAAAGUCGAGAAAGAAGUCAUCAGCGACAUCAUCGGCACACAAGACACCGCUCCCAUGCAAUUCCCCAUGAACGAGGCAAACAUGAAAGCGGCGAUGCGGCAACGUGUCGUCACAAUCGGCACCAAAUUGCAAUCCAUCACGCCAUCCCAGACGCAAUACGAAAACGCGUUCCGUCAAAAACUGCCGGAAAUUUUCGUGCCGCCCAUCGGAAACUACGACGAAUUCCUCGCCAACUGCUACAAACUCUCGAAAAACGGUCAAUUUGCAUUUUCGGUGCCGGCAAACGAUGAUUUUGUGAAACUCGCGAAUGCCUUGUCCGCCGGCGAUAUCCCAUUGAUCAAACAACUGGCGAAUAAUCUUCAAAUGCCGCAAGACGAGGUCAUAAUUAACUUUGAUAGUCAACGAUUUGUGCCCGCUGCAGGCAAUGAGAACGCAAAUUCGCAAUAUCUGCACAUGAUGCCGAGCGCGGAAAUGUCGGCGGCGAGUGAAAAACCAUCGACGACGACAACGGAGCAUGUUCCGGCGCCUCCGUCGACCAUGCGAACGGCAUAUAUGGCACCACGUGUGCGCCUGAGGAAGAAAAUUAACAGAAGACCCAAGUUGCCGGAGCGAAUGUUAAUGCCACGCGGUAGACCAGUGACGACAGAAGCGCCAACAGCUCCGGAAGAAAUGACGUCUGAGGUGACGACGGAAGCAAAUACGAUCGCCAAUAGCACCGGCAUGCCCGGAAAUCGUCGAAGACAUUACGAGUACGAUUAUCAAUGAGAGUUUUAGAGAAAAAUUGUUGUUUUUUUUUAAUUUAUUGCUUUGUUUUUAAAAAAUGUUUCAUAUUGAACAGAAAUAAAUAAUAAGAUUUCGCUUUGUAACUUAUUGCUAUUGAAAAAAAUUUAAUUUUAAAAUAGGUUUUUAAGGUAAAAUAAGUCGAUGCUUGUCAAGAAAAGUCAGUUAGAGCUCCAUUAAAUGCUAUAACUUACGCUUUUUGGUUCAUUUUCAGCGAUUCAAUGGUCAAUGAUACUAAAUUUUGAUCAUUUUUUAAAUUUUAUUUCAGAAAAUUAAGUCAAAAAUUAAAUUUAAAGCAAAUUUUGUUGAGAAAUUCUACCUUGUGAUGAUCAUUUCAAGCCUAAUAUGCUCUUUUAUAAACUUUUUAGAAGAAAAUCUAGUUGGAAAAGUCAUUUUUAC
Molecule: messenger RNA, 1887 nt
Organism: Culicoides brevitarsis
Lineage: Eukaryota; Metazoa; Arthropoda; Insecta; Diptera; Ceratopogonidae
Exons: 2
Coding region: 202-1473 (423 amino acids)
Source: RefSeq, a predicted model, not a curated record